Molecule: messenger RNA, 1300 nt
Organism: Aspergillus heteromorphus CBS 117.55
Lineage: Eukaryota; Fungi; Ascomycota; Eurotiomycetes; Eurotiales; Aspergillaceae
Exons: 1
Coding region: 235-1053 (272 amino acids)
Source: RefSeq, a predicted model, not a curated record
CUUCUUUCAACCAUGACAAUGGUCCGAGCACUUCUGCUCUCUACAUCCAUCCACUAGCCAUGAUGGCUUCGUCUAUUAUCUCCGGUGCGCAUCGUUAGAAGCUAACUCACUACUGCCAAACCCUUCCCUUCGUGGGAGAUUCUAUCCCCCAACCAGGUGCCUGGUCGUUGUGAUGCCCCCCCCACACCUGCACUCAGUCCCAACCCCGCGAUGAUGCCAACCCCUCGGUCAACGAUGCCUUUUGACUCCCCCAAACGCAAACGAGCAUCGUCCGAGGAGUCUGACAACGGCAGUCCCCCCGUCUCGCCGACAUCGACUGUCUCGCUCCCGAGUCUUCAGGAAGUAAGGAUCCGGGAAACAGAAGACCUGGGAAGAUACAGUCCUCGAGCAUUAGUCGCUGGUCGCCUGGGACAGUUGGCUAUCCGCGGGGAUCAUAUUUCAACAACCCCCAUUCCUUAUGGACUAGACCAGGGCACGGCUGCUCGCUCGCUGCAGCCGGAAAGCUGGUCUGCCUCUUACGACCAGUCCCAUGAUACCUAUCACAUGCCAGAAACGAGCAGGGACAGUCCCAGUCCUAGCGGCCCAUCCGAAUUUGCAGACGCCAGUCAACCUCCGGACCAUGAUGAGAGCCCAUCGGCAUCAGCGUCCGCAUCAGCAUCAGCCUCACCCAGGAAGAAACAGUCAACCCCAAGCCCCCGAAAGAGAAGAAUUUCCUCAACUACACCCAAGAAGCGCAGCGGGAAAGGAUCCCCGCCUCUCAUGAGCGCAGCUUCUGAAAACCCGCUUACAUGGCGCGACUCCGAAAUAACCGGCCACAACCCAAAUGACCCCACAGAUGAUGGAUAUGGUAUGAAUGGUAUUGGAUUCAAACCGACUGCCGCAAUGGCUUGGGCCAGGUCGCAAAGAAGGCAGAAACAGGUUGCAGAGUGGAAGAACCGCGAGGCAAGAGAAGCGCGCGAGCGGCGACGAGAACGACGAGACGGCGCUGAGUUUGAUAAUCUCCGGACCAUUCAAUCCGGUGCCAUUCAGAAAAAGGUCAAAUUUGAUGUUUAAUGGAGGACGUCACCAUCGAACAUCUUUCUUUCUUGGGUCAAUCCGAAUAUCUUGCGGCCUUCCUCUUUGGUGUUCAUUGGUUUAAGGCAGUUAAUGAAACAGGCGUUGGACAGGUUCAUUUGAUUGGAGACAUCGAUAUGAAACGAAGCAAAGUCCCAACUUGGCCAGGACAAGAGCCCAUAGCAUGGAUAGAAUAUGUACUUUACACGGACCCAACCCACUUUAUACAUAUAGUACUGUACAACGA